Messenger RNA from Ipomoea nil (Japanese morning glory), 1146 nucleotides. RefSeq names its product transcription initiation factor TFIID subunit 11. Gene Ontology annotation, cellular component: nucleus; transcription factor TFIID complex. The coding region runs from base 309 to 935 and encodes 208 amino acids. Gene Ontology annotation, molecular function: transcription coactivator activity; protein heterodimerization activity. The transcript is spliced from 5 exons. Gene Ontology annotation, biological process: RNA polymerase II preinitiation complex assembly; transcription initiation at RNA polymerase II promoter. The record is from RefSeq and is a predicted model, not a curated record. NCBI's taxonomy places the organism in Eukaryota, Viridiplantae, Streptophyta, Magnoliopsida, Solanales, Convolvulaceae.
AAGCAAACUCGAGCUCAAAUCCCUGCGAACACUGUAUCUCUGCCUAUUCUAGUAUUCUCUGUCCGUCUGUCGCUCCUCCAAACUCUGCUACGACGGUCGACGAUUCCCUGCGAAUUCGACGGUCGACGACGAAGUCAAGCCCCAAGGCCCAAAACGCCGCCUCCCGCCCUCCCUGCGAAUCUGCGACGAAGACGACAACAGACGACGAAGCAAGCAGAAGCCAAGGCCGACGACGAAGCUAGAAGUCGACGACGCCGCCGCCGCCGCCUCCCGCCCUCCCCUGCGAAUCUGCUGUACUGGAUACUUCAAUGAAGCAAUCCAAGGAUCCUUUUGAAGCUGCUUUUGAGGAGCAAGAGGAAUCACCCCCUGAUUCCCCUAUAGUUGCCGAGGAGAAUGAAACCCAAAAUGAAGCUGCUAUUACUGUCAAUGACCAUGGAACUGAUGAAUUUGUUUCCAUUAAUCAUCCUGAAAACCCUUCAACAUCCGUUGCUGCCACAGUUCCCACUGGGACUGCUGGCAAGCCCAAAGAAGAUGAUGAAGAGGAAGAGGAAGAGCACAUGGAGGUGCAACUAGGAAAGCUUGCAUCUAGUUCUGACCCCGAUAAGAUGGCUAAAAUGCAGACCAUUUUAUCUCAAUUUACUGGAGAACAAAUGAGUAGGUAUGAAUCUUUUCGAAGAUCUGGAUUUCAGAAGUCUAACAUGAAGCGGUUAUUAGUAAGUAUCACAGGAAGUCAGAAAAUCUCUGUGCCUAUGACGAUUGUGAUGUCUGGUAUUGCAAAAAUGUUUGUUGGUGAACUCAUUGAAACAGCUAGAAUGGUGAUGUCUGAGAGAAAUGAUAGCGGACCUAUUAGACCAUGUCACGUUAGAGAAGCAUAUAGACGACUAAAACUUGAGGGAAAGGUUCCAAGAAGAUCUGCCCCACGACUCUUUCGCUAGACAAAUAUUCAAUGGUCCUUGUGCAGGUUUUUGUUAUUCUCCUUUGCUUAGCAUUUGGUAUAGAAAAAUGCUUCUUAGUAGAAUUGAGAUAAAUCCUUUUGGAAAACGUUGUUGGGGUACAGUAGUGCUUUUGUAUUGCCAUUUUAUGUGAAAGAGUUUCAUGUUGACUUGUUUCUUCUUCCCCACAAUGCUUCAUACUUAAUGCUUUAAA